This is a messenger RNA of Girardinichthys multiradiatus, 2029 nucleotides long. RefSeq names its product progestin and adipoQ receptor family member 3-like. Gene Ontology annotation, cellular component: membrane. The record is from RefSeq and is a predicted model, not a curated record. Gene Ontology annotation, molecular function: signaling receptor activity. Lineage: Eukaryota; Metazoa; Chordata; Actinopteri; Cyprinodontiformes; Goodeidae. The transcript is spliced from 7 exons. The coding region runs from base 982 to 1929 and encodes 315 amino acids.
AGUUAUAGGUAAUUUAAUGCCCAGUGGUGAAAAUGAUCUGAGUAAGCCUAACCAACUGCAUUGUUCACUUUCCAGCAAUCCCUCAUUCUGAGCAAGUAUGUGGCGAAAGUUCCUUUUCAACAGGAUGGACAGGGUGGAGACCUAGACAAAAGUAGUGGUCCAUGAGUACUUUUAAUGUGAAAGAAAAACAAAAUGAACACAGAGUAUAGGGGUGCAAAAGCUCUGUCAAACACUUUGUUUAGGAAGGAGAUAAAGAUGAACACAAACACAAAAGGACUGCACAGGAAGUACUUUCUGUGGGAAAGACAAAUACAAAAAAGUACACACACUGUUAAUAGUAGCAAUGUUUAUAUUAAGGUUAUUGUCGGGCAAAUAAACACAGUUAAAACUGAAGCACUGAGCCAGCAGUACUUUCAAUGGAAAAGGAAAGCAUACACAUAGUUCAUGGUUGUAAUAGCUAUGAAAUAGCUUAGCUAAUCAGUAGAACACAGGUAAACAAUGAAGCACUGAGUUAGGAGUACUUUCUGUGAGAAUAUUGUGUCUAUGUUUUUAAAAAUUGUCUAAUUUUAGGAAGUCCCAGUAAAAUAUUCUAGGUGCCAAACAGAAAAGUUCCAUUCAAUUUAAAUGUAAUAUAUAGUAAUCUUAUUUUUUCAAUGCUUCUCUGUUUUUCUCUUAUUUAUUUUUGACUUUCAGUAAAUGGCUCCAGGUGCAAUGUUGUACUCUCACCAGUAGUGGGCAGUAACGCUUACCUUCUACAUUCACAAUCAAAACAAACAGGUUUGGUGAUGCUUCAACUAUCUGUACACACUGUAUGUUAGCUGACUAAAGAGAGCAAAUGUUCUACAAUGUGAUUCUUAGUUAGCGCCGCGUUAACCUGACAGCCGUCUGGAUAUGACUAAAAUACCCGAACGGGGACAGUCGGACUGAUAAUGCCUUAACUUCCCCAGCUUUCUUUGCUGUGUCCGUGGAGCCCAGAACAAAAUGCUGCUGAAGAUGCCCCAGAAGCUGCUGAAAACGGCCCACUACAUAGAGCUGGGCAGCUACCAGCACUGGCCGGUGCUGGUACCGCACAGAAUUCGGCUGUACACCUACGAACAAAUCCCCCGCUUCCUCAAAGAAAACCCCUACAUCACAGAUGGCUACAGGGCCCACCUGACCUCCAAACUUUGCCUGAAGAGUAUAUUUAUUCUAUCUAAUGAGACUGUGAAUAUCUGGAGCCACCUUCUGGGUUUCCUUCUUUUUUUUUCUCUUGGGGUCAAUGACCUUUCCUCAGUAUUGCCAGCCACUGGAGCAAACAGAGAGGACUACGUCAUCUACGCCAUAGGACUCUUCUGCUUCCAGGUUUGCAUGUUGUGUUCAGUGGGAUACCACCUGUUCUCGUGCCACCGCUCUGAAAAGACCUGCCGUCGCUGGCUGGCGCUGGAUUACGCCGGUAUUUCUGUGGGUAUUCUGGGCUGUUAUGUUCCUGGGAUCUUCUACGCUUUCUACUGUAAUCCUUUUUGGCGACAGGUCUACCUGCUGACAGUGCUCUCCUUGAUCCUAGCUAUCUUCUGCGCUCAGGUCCACCCUCGAUACCUCAGCAAUGACUGGAAGGUAGUAAGGAUGACGAUCUUCUGCUGCGUGGCGGGCAUCGGUGUGAUCCCUGCCUGCCACUGGAUCUGGCUGAGUGAAGGAUUUGCCUCUGAGAUUGUGCAGCUGUUCCUGCCUCGUGUGAUUGUAAUGUACCUGAUAGCUGGAUCUGCGUUCCUGUUCUACGCCACCAAAAUCCCUGAGCGAUAUUUUCCUGGUCAGGUGAACUAUGUCGGCGCCAGCCACCAGCUGUGGCACGUACUGGUGGUGUUGAUGUUUUACUGGUGGCAUCAGACGGCCAUGCACAUCAUGGACUUCAGACACAGCCGGCCCUGUCUCGCCCGAACCAGCGGCAGAUAAGUGAACCUCGGCUCAACGCAUCAAAUUGGCAUAAACAACCUUCAGCUGUUGCCUCACUGUAAAUGCAAGAUGCCCAUGAUGUUGAUGCUGACUGAUAGAU